Molecule: messenger RNA, 663 nt
Organism: Aspergillus homomorphus CBS 101889
Lineage: Eukaryota; Fungi; Ascomycota; Eurotiomycetes; Eurotiales; Aspergillaceae
Exons: 2
Source: RefSeq, a predicted model, not a curated record
CAAUCCACAAGCAAAACAAUGGCCUCACUACCCCCCAAUCCCCAAAUCGAUCCCCAAAUCGACCCCCAAAACGACCCCCAAACCUCAACCAAAGAGGAGAACCCCGCGCGCCUCCGGGUCCAAACAAACCACUGCCGCUUCUGCAACCACCUCCUCCUAGCAACAACACGCACAAUCAGCGCCCUCCCGCGCCGCGCCGAUCCCGCCAAGGACGCCGCCCUGGUCCUGCCUCUUCCGAGCGAUAGCGAGCGCGCCGACGAUGACGAGCACGAGCACGACACAAACCCAGAUCCCACAUCCAACCAACACACACAAGCACAAACGGCCGGGGAAAAGGCCCCCAAACAACAGCACUACACCAUCCUCCUCUCUACCACGAUCCCGGACCGGAAACCCACGUUGAUCCGUCGCGAGGACGGGUUUGAGAAGCGCCUGUUUCUUCGGUGCGGGCGGUGUCGUGUCGUCGUGGGGUAUUUCUUGGAUCCCGUCCAUUUUGUCUCGGGGGCGGGGCAGCGGAAACAGAUGGCUGGGGAAGGCGAGGGUCCAGAAAGAGGGGCCAAGGUGGUUUACCUCCUGCCCGGGGCGUUGAUGGAGACCGGGGUUAUGGAUGCAAAUGAUGCGGAGAAGUUGAGGGCGAUGGAUCGGGAGUGGGUGGGGUGGUUG